Molecule: messenger RNA, 1372 nt
Organism: Plectropomus leopardus (leopard coralgrouper)
Lineage: Eukaryota; Metazoa; Chordata; Actinopteri; Perciformes; Serranidae
Source: RefSeq, a predicted model, not a curated record
UACGAUGAUGCCAAUUCUGCUGCUCCUGCUGCUCAGUCCUGCUUUGGCCUGGAUUCCAGUGCAUGACUGGGAGUCUGGCAAUGUGACUGCAUCAGUGGGUGAGUCAGGUCAGUGUGUUUGUCAUGUGUACCUGCCGGAGACCACCUUCCCUGCGAACCGGGUUCAGCACAUGCAGCAAGUCAGCAAAGAUCUGAUCCUGGAGGUGGAAAUUCAAAUGAACAAGAUUGUGAACUAUGAGGGUCAUUUGGAUGUCUACUUGAAAGAACUUUUGGACCUGACUGUGAGAGUGGCCAUGAUGGAGAGCAGUCCUGACAACUACAUUAAACUGGACUUUGAGCUGCUGAGGGUUGAGCUCAGAGAGUUUGAGGUUCUGGUGUCUCAGCUCAAAGACUCCCUCAACUCAACCUCACCCAUGUUUGACAGCCUUUAUACUGAGAUCCGCAACAUGACCCUCAUCGUGAACCAACUGGAGACUUAUGACAAGAGCAAUCUGGAGGUGAUCCGCAUUGAGUUUGCUAAGUUGCAGAAGAAGCUGGAGGAGUGCCAGAAGGAGCAGGAGUUGAUCAAGCCAGAUAUUGGCAACUGCAAUCACACAGGAAUCAUGGAGAUCAGCAAGCCAAUGGUGGUCCAACUGAAUGCUCAUUUGAGUGCAAGUUACCAGUAUGGGGGCUGGGGAAAAGACUCCAAACCUGUUAGAGGCUAUGAAUCAAUGUAUCUCUAUAGUGCAUACAGCAGUUCUGUUGUGUAUGACUUUUAUUUGUACUCUGACUAUGAAAAGCUGAUUCUGAGGUCCGCAUUCAAACGGCAUCACAUACCAAAAGGGUGGGAAGGUCAUGGAAACAACUACAUUGUUCACGGUAACACCAUAUAUUACCAGCACAACACACCCAUGGGUAUGAUCAAAUUGAAUCUGACCAGCUCCAAAUACGACUACAGAGUGAUCCCAGCUGCCAGUCAAAGGUUCUCGUACAGUUAUUCAGAAAAUCAGAACUUGGACUUUGCAGCUGAUGAGAGUGGCUUGUGGGUAAUGUAUGCCUCAGAGGGAAGCAAGGGUAAAAUUGUUCUUGCUAAAAUAGAUGAAAAAUCAUUUGGCAUUGAGGAUGAGUGGAACACUGGUGUGUUCAAGCAGUUGGCCGGCAACGCUUUCAUGGCCUGUGGAGUCAUGUAUGCCACCAGAUCGGUGGAUAUGAACACAGAGGAGAUCUACUAUGCGUACGACACUAAGACCAAGCAGGAGAAACACCUCAACAUCCAAUUCCCCAAAUUCCAGGAGAAAUACACCAACCUGGACUACAAUCCGUCUGAUCAGAAGCUCUACAUGUACAACAACGGCUACUAUGUGUCCUACAAUGUGAGGUUUAACAAAAAAUGA